CGACUACCUUCUGCGGAUGCGUCUUCUAUUAUGGCCGGACGUGACGCCAGCUUCCUCAACCUUGAUCUACAGAACGAGAUGGGGUAAGAUAGAACUCCACAUUGUAUUGCAUCGGUUUUUUAAUUUGUUGCCAAUUUAA
This is a messenger RNA of Protopolystoma xenopodis, 139 nucleotides long. The record is from the annotation of a GenBank genome assembly. Lineage: Eukaryota; Metazoa; Platyhelminthes; Monogenea; Polystomatidea; Polystomatidae.